GUGAUCGGGAGUUGGGAAGGACCCUUGGAAAUGUGGAGACAGGUGCUACCUCAAGCCUCAAGAACUGUGAACUUGCGGGUGGUCGUAGACUGGAGCUUCAUCCAAGCUCCUUCAAUCGUCAAGAGAAACACUAAUCACCUGGAGCUGCGUAGAGAAUCGAAGAUUACUGUCUGAGACCUGCCUGUACCAUCGACAGAGGACGGCUCCACCAGUGAUCUAUCUCCAAGACGCGUCGAGCGCGUCGACGACAUCGACCCUGCUGGCCUGCCAUCAUCAGGCACCAUGAGUCGCCAAAUCGAACAAGCGCUUUGGUCGCUGAUGCCGACCUUUGCUUCCGAUCUCCAACCGUCCCUGAUCGAGCUGACCGGCUCCCUGCUCGCACAAUCCCGUCUCAAGGCCAGCACCCUCAAAGCGGAGGAAGAGGUCGCCCGUCUGUACGCGUGCGCCAACAUUGCCUGCGAUCGACUCAAAAUCACCCUCGACCUUCCGCCGAUCCAGCCACGACCACCUAUUGCCCCCAAACACUACAAGAAGCUACAUGCCCAUCUUGACAAUGUCCUGCCGCAGUCCAGCACACCCGCGCGAUCCCGCGCCGGGCGAAUACGCACGCCUAGCAAAGCAGCCAUGGGGUACGGAGUCGUCGAGGUGAAAGAUUCGCCCGCAAGAGGGACACCAAGCAAAGAACAGAUUCUGGCACAGUGGCGGACUGGCGAUGGAGCCACACCGACGAAGCGAGGCCAGCACUCCCUUCUCAGGCCUUGGGUCAGGCCAGUCGUGAAGCGCAUGUGCGCAGAGCUUCAGCAGGAGAAGAUGGUGCAGACGGUCUUUGCGGGUAUGGAGACGAUCACCUGCCCAGCGGGACGGCCGACCAAGGACGAGUGGGUAACUGACAACUACGCUGCCCUGUUCGCAGCCGUGUUCUACUGGAGCUUGAUACGAUUUCGAGCACUGACGGAAGGCACCGUCAUCCCCCGCGAACCGGCCUACGAGCAGAGAAGACAGAUCCUCUCCCUCAUGUCCCAGGCGAGGAAGACCGUGGUGCUCCCGGGCGCAGACGACGACGUAUCCUGGAAAGACUGGGCGGACCUCAAACCCAGAGACUUCAACCAUGCCGUAGCGACGGUGAAGGACCGCGCCUGGCUAGCGAGCAGUUGGUACAAGGACAUUGACGACGUUGUCAAGUUUCAUAAAUGGGACGAGGGCAAUGACCACGUCGACGAGGACGCCGACUUGUCGGGUCCCAUCCGAGCGCGGCUCGUGGACACCAUGUUGCAGGACAAGACAGACUACCUCAGCGAGAUGCGGAAGAUGAACUACGAGGCUUGGAAGGCCGAUGUAUUGCUUCGAAUGGCUCAACGCAAAGAGGACGUGAUGGACAUAGAUACCCAAUGAUCAAGAC
Molecule: messenger RNA, 1399 nt
Organism: Emericellopsis atlantica
Lineage: Eukaryota; Fungi; Ascomycota; Sordariomycetes; Hypocreales; Bionectriaceae
Product: origin recognition complex subunit 6-domain-containing protein
Exons: 2
Coding region: 283-1392 (369 amino acids)
Biological process (GO): DNA replication
Cellular component (GO): nuclear origin of replication recognition complex
Molecular function (GO): DNA binding
Source: RefSeq, a predicted model, not a curated record